Messenger RNA from Batrachochytrium dendrobatidis JAM81, 849 nucleotides. RefSeq lists its product as uncharacterized. NCBI's taxonomy places the organism in Eukaryota, Fungi, Chytridiomycota, Chytridiomycetes, Rhizophydiales. Gene Ontology annotation, cellular component: cytoplasm; nucleus. The record is from RefSeq and is a predicted model, not a curated record. The coding region runs from base 1 to 774 and encodes 257 amino acids. Gene Ontology annotation, molecular function: nucleic acid binding; calcium-dependent protein serine/threonine phosphatase regulator activity. Gene Ontology annotation, biological process: calcium-mediated signaling. The transcript is spliced from 3 exons.
AUGACAGAGGAAAGCACAAUCACUAAUGCAGUGCAGAUGGACGCACUCGAGCCCAUUGCUACAAACACAUUAGUGUUUACUAACUUGGCUUUAGAAGCAUUUGAUAAUCAGGGACACGCACUUCGCAAUGAGUUGCUAUCCAAGUAUCAGCAUCUUAUCAAGCUUGUCAUUCUAAAGUCGUUUGGAAGAAUGCUGGCCAUUUUUGCAGAAACUGCCACUGCUGUUCAAAUCAAAAAAGAUCUUCACAAGACUCAGUUUUUAAACUAUGAACUGAGAGUGUAUUAUGGUCAGCAUACAGAUUUAAGCCAACUGGGACUGGAUGGCAAAAUGAAACAAACUUUACUAUCCGUCCCUCAAUUGGAGCGCAACUUUCUUCUCUCUCCACCUGGCUCUCCACCAGUUGGCUGGGAGCAACCCAAGGAAUUGGCACCCGUAACAGGCGGGCAUACAGAAGCAUUAUCACUUUCUACGCUGUCACUUGCAGGAUUCUGUCUUGAUGGAGGCGUGGAUGUGGAUCUGGACAGUACACAACCCCAAAAUGUAGUAGAUACAGCACAUUUUAGCAAGCUAUCAAUAACUAGCGAUGGCAGACGACAAGAAACACUUACGUUUGGAACAGGCGUGGCUUCUGCCAAGAGCAGUGCAGAUGUGUCGUUGCCUGUGAUUGUCAUUGAAGCACCGUUGUACAGUGAGCCUGAUCUAGACUCGGAAAGCAUUCCUCUCCCACGCACUCCUCUCCCACGAACAAGUAGACCUCAUCAUUCAGGAUGCUGAUUUACAGCUGUAUUUACGUAAAAUGGAACAUUAAACAAGGAUGCCAAAGUGCAUAAUAAACAGUCAGUCUCAUGG